AUGGGAAGUGUGCGUAGAGACAGAAGGGUUGCAACAUAUCCUCGUAAUCCCUGGGAGAAGGAUAAUCUAGUAAAGGAGCUUCAACUCAUGGGAAUUCAUGGUUUGAAGAACAAGAGAGAACUCUGGACUGUUCUUACAUUUGCCAGAUCUGAUAAGAAGAAGGCAAGAACGCUUCUUAUUACAACAGAUGAAAAAGAGUUUAUGAUUCAUGGACGUGCUUUGCUUAACAAGCUUAUUAAGUAUGGGCUGAUUUCAAGUGUUGAUUUCAAUGAUGCCGAAGAUAUCAGAAGAGGAUUGAAAGAGGUUUUGAAUUUUGACUUAAACCAUUAUCUUGAGAGAAGACUGCAAUACCAAGUGUUUAAGGCUGGAAUUGCCAGGAACGUUCACCAUGCUAGAUGUAUGAUUUACAAGGGCCAGAUCUGUGUUAAGGGAAGAGUAGUUAAAACACCAUCUUUCAUUGUUAAGAACGAGGAUCAAGGAUUAAUUGAGAAGAACCCAAUCUUAGCGAAUCGAAAGAAGGCCAAGGCCAGCGACGAUGAGCCUCAAGAAGAAUAA
This is a messenger RNA of Vittaforma corneae ATCC 50505, 555 nucleotides long. RefSeq names its product ribosomal protein S4. The transcript has a single exon. Lineage: Eukaryota; Fungi; Microsporidia; Nosematidae. Gene Ontology annotation, cellular component: cytosolic small ribosomal subunit. The record is from RefSeq and is a predicted model, not a curated record. Gene Ontology annotation, molecular function: structural constituent of ribosome; rRNA binding. The coding region runs from base 1 to 555 and encodes 184 amino acids. Gene Ontology annotation, biological process: translation; positive regulation of translational fidelity.